AUGCUCGGGCACGUCGAGACCACCUGCGUGGCGCUGGCGCCCCAGCUCCUUCCCAGCACGGAUCUGGAUUUUACAUCUGCUGCGCUGGCGCCGCAGUACAUGAGGCGCCACCAUCCCGAGACCUGGCUGCCGCACUCCCAGCUGCGCUCCCUGGCAGACCCGGUAACCAUCCUGGCCGGCAGCCGGGCAUGGACCAGACCCAGCGACUGCCUGGCCGCCUGCUGCAUCGAUCAGAGCGUGGUGCUGUGCUCCGCCGGCGCAGCGGGCCGGAACACCGUCAGGAUGUCCGUGCUGCCGCUGGCGGUGGCGCUCGGCACUGCUGCUGCGGAGGUCGUGCUGGAGCACCGCCCCGUCAGCGUCCAGCUGCCCGGCACCAUCCUGCAACUGACCCUGAGCAGCCGCCUGUGCGCGGGGUGGGGGACGCCCCAAGACCCCGGCGCCCUGCCCCUCCUCGCAGCCCGCACGCUGCACGGGGUCACCUGCCUGAAGAUCCGGGAGCACCCCGGCGAAGGGGGAAUGCUGGCGCUGCAGGCUCUGGGCCCCGUUCCCCUGCCCACGGAGAGCGCGGACGUGGCCUGGAGCGCCCACUUCGCAGGCCGCGCUUUCCUCAUGUCCGCCGACGCGUCCCUCGCAGAGCUGGAGGCGGGACCCGCGGGGGUGCGGCUGCUGGCGAGCGGGCUGCGGGACCUGCGGGAGCGGGGCCCGGACCCAGGCCCCCACCCGGCCUCGCCCCCGCUUUGGGCCUGCGCCAGGGGCCGGGUGAUCUGCGCCCUGGCGGGCCCCCAGCUGCUGGCGGUCCCUGGCGCGCCCGCCGAGGGGGUCCCCCCCCUGGAGCACCUGGCCGCCCUUUCCACCACCGGCCCGGAGAUCCUGCUCUUCGACCUGCGCCGGCCCGGCACGCCGGUGGCCGCCUGGCCGCUGCCCUCCCAGCGCGAGGUGCCCACCUCACUGGCCUUCUGGAAAGGAGGAACGCAGGGCCCCGCCCUCCACGGCUCGGCGGCGCGCGCCGGGUCCAUCGCCGCCUGGCGCGCCGCCUUUGAGGAGGAGGGAGCGGGGCGCGCACUGGCGACGGGGCGUGCGGGCCUGCACGCCGCCCUCCCCGGCGCCGCCUUUGACCCCGGGGACCGCGUGCUGACCUGGCGCCCGCGGGCGCUGCUGGGUCACGCGCUGCUCGAGGCGGACUGGAGGAGCGGGGAGGGGCUGGCGGGCGGCGGCGCGCUCCUGGCCUGCCUCACCCCGCUCGCCGACCUCGUCCUCGGUCGAAUGGACCCGACGGCGGGGGAAGGAAAGGGUGGCGAGGCACGCCCGGCCGUCCUCUGGCCCGCCGGGUGGCCCGAAGAGGGAAGAAGGGCUGAGGCCAGGACGCUGGACGCGCCCGUGCCGGCCAUGAAGGGCGCCCUGGUGCGGGACGUGCCGGUGGAGCUGCCCAUCCACCUCCAGGUGCCCGUCACGGCUGCGGAGAUGUGCAGCGCCCUCGACCCGCACGUCGGCGCGCUGUGCGCGCUGCCCGCGGGGGUGCAUGCCCGUGCCCCCGGCAGCGGCAAGCCGCCUGGGCCUCCCGGGGCAAGGCAGCGCAGCGUGGUGGUUCCGGACUCCGACCGCCUGCGCGGGUUUGCAGAGGCCUGGGGGCUGCGCCGCGUGUGCUCCCUGGAAGAGUUGACCCGCGGGACAGAGGAAGGCGCGGGCGCGGGCCCGCCCGCGCCCGCCGCCGGCGCCGAAGAAAGCUUGGCCGCGGCGUGCGGCGAGGCGACGCUGCGCCACGGCGUCCCGCUCCCGGCGCGGGCGCGCGGCGUGACAGGGCCGCCGCCCCUGAUCCUGCAUGCUCAGCUGGCCCCGCGGGAGCGGGCGCACGCCGCCGUCGUUGCCCCGCCCGUGGAGGACUGGCCGCCCAGCCUCUCCCGCCUACCGGACGAGGUGCUGGCGGCCGUGGCCGAGCUCAAGCUCUCGUGGCCUGCGUGGUGA
Auxenochlorella protothecoides is the source of this 1962-nucleotide messenger RNA. RefSeq lists its product as hypothetical. The coding region runs from base 1 to 1962 and encodes 653 amino acids. The transcript is spliced from 6 exons. Lineage: Eukaryota; Viridiplantae; Chlorophyta; Trebouxiophyceae; Chlorellales; Chlorellaceae. The record is from RefSeq and is a predicted model, not a curated record.